Phalaenopsis equestris is the source of this 1479-nucleotide messenger RNA. RefSeq lists its product as uncharacterized. The record is from RefSeq and is a predicted model, not a curated record. Bases 471 to 1190 code for a protein of 239 amino acids. The transcript has 2 exons. Lineage: Eukaryota; Viridiplantae; Streptophyta; Magnoliopsida; Asparagales; Orchidaceae.
UGUGUCUUGGUCGAGUAUGAUUCAGGUUGAGUUUUUCGAUUCUUUUAUUAUUUGGUUCGGAUUAGCGUCAGGGGACCCAAAUUCGACCCUCUAAUUCCAAAUAAUGUAGGACCCAAACUGGACCCGCUAAUUCGGAAUAAUCAAGGCUGAAAUGAAUGAAGGAAACAUCAAAUACGCAAAAUGAUGAAAGUCAAGACAAGUUAGGUGCCGCGUGGAAAGGUUGUGCGUCAAUUAUCAUCGUAUGACAGCUUAAAUUUUUUUGUUACAUUUAAGCCAAACCACUUUUCCACUUCAUAAUUUGUUUAGUGGAUUGAUAAUUUUUCUUGAUGCGGAAGAACAUCAUCAAUUAAAUUCAUUUUUCUUCCUGAUCAGCUAGCGACAGUUUUCCGACAGCCUGAAUCUAUAAGCCGAAGGUGAAGGAGAUUUCAAUCACAGAAGAUUGACGAAUGGUGAAAGUGUAACAGCCUGAGAUGGGCUGUGUUUCUUCUAAGGUUUUGACUAAAUCUGCAAGCUUCAGAGAAGAGCUUCAGAAGCGGCUGCAGAGAAGAAAAACAGAUAGCUAUGAAGAUUUAGUCAUCUCAAAGUCUCUUACAGAGCAGUUUGUAGCAGUUUUAUGCCCCUCCAACACAGUUCCUGAUAAGUUCAACGGGCAUGAAUCCUCUAAUCAACCUUCAGUUACGAAAGAAGAUCGUAAAGCCACAGUUUUGGUAGAAGAACCUGAGAAUCACAUAGAGACAAUCAAUACAUGGGAGCUCUUGGCUGGUCUAGAGGAUGACCAUGAUGUUGAAGUCCAAAAAGAAGAAGAGCUUUCUAAGAGCUUAAAUCCAAUCAAGGAUGAAGAUUCUGAAACCGCAGAGGCUGUAAAGCAAGACGAAUUGAGAAAGGCAUGUGGUGGUGAAAAGGGCAUAAGGAGGAGGGUCAUGGCGAUGGAGCUUACAAAGGUGAAGGUCCCAAAAUUUGAGUUCUCCAGGGCAGGGAGCCUGAGGGAUUGGCUAUCACAGGGAGGUCAGGUGUUCUCACCUGGGUCAUAUAUAACACCCAGGUUUGGGAGCUUUGAGCCUGUAGCUGCAAAUGGAGGUGGUGAGGGGAAUGAAAAGGCUGUUUUUGAUCCAAAAUUGGUUGCUCAGCUUGAGGAGGCUAUGGAGGAGAUGACAGUUGAGGAAGAGGAGAUACUAAAACAGAUUGUUUAAGGACUGUAAGGAUGGAGGACAUAAAAGUCUGUUGAAGCUUCAAAAUGGCAGUGGAGGUAUGAAAGGUUUUGGUAUGCCUUAUGAUUUGUGUAUUGUGUUUAUAGCUCCUUGAGUUUAACACUCAAGGUUGUGAUGAUCAGAUUGUGAAAAUUCAUUUUUUUUUUUAAUUUCCUGAUAGGAGUUAAAAUUUUGUCCAAAUUGUGCUGAAUUGUGUUCUCUAGGUUUCCUAGAAGUGAGUCAAUUGUAAAAAUUCUUAAAUGUUUGAUUAAUAUUUUGCUACAUAUUAAAA